AUGUCUCCUGCCCCACGGCCCACCGGCGGUCCGCUGCUCCCCCUGCUCACGCUCGCCACCGCGCUCGCCUCCCUCAGCUCGGCCCAAAGCAGCUUCAGCCCCGAAGCCUGGCUGCAGCAGUAUGGCUACCUGCCCCCCGGGGAUCUGCGCACGCACACACAGCGCUCGCCCCAGUCCUUCUCAGCGGCCAUCGCUGCCAUGCAGAAGUUCUAUGGGCUGCGCGUGACAGGCAAGGCUGAUGCAGACACCAUGAAGGCCAUGAGGCGUCCCCGCUGUGGUGUUCCCGAUAAGUUUGGGGCCGAGAUCAAGGCCAAUGUUCGAAGGAAGCGCUAUGCCAUCCAGGGCCUCAAAUGGCAGCAUAAUGAGAUCACUUUCUGCAUCCAGAAUUACACCCCCAAGGUGGGCGAGUAUGCCACGUUCGAGGCCAUUCGCAAGGCGUUCCGCGUGUGGGAGAGCGCCACACCACUUCGUUUCCGAGAGGUGCCCUAUGCCUAUAUCCGCGAGGGCCAUGAGAAGCAGGCAGACAUCAUGAUCUUCUUCGCUGAGGGUUUCCAUGGUGACAGCACGCCUUUCGAUGGCGAGGGUGGCUUCCUGGCCCAUGCCUAUUUCCCGGGCCCCAACAUCGGAGGGGAUACCCACUUUGACUCUGCCGAGCCCUGGACUGUCAGGAAUGAGGAUGUGAAUGGGAAUGACAUCUUUCUGGUGGCUGUGCAUGAGCUGGGCCAUGCCCUGGGCCUUGAGCAUUCCAAUGAUCCCUCGGCCAUCAUGGCGCCCUUUUACCAGUGGAUGGAUACAGAGAACUUUGUGCUGCCCGAUGACGACCGCCGGGGUAUCCAGCAACUUUACGGGAGUCAGUCAGGGUCCCCCACCAAGAUGCCCCCUCAACCCAGGACGACCUCCAGGCCCUCUGUCCCCGAUAAGCCCAAAAACCCCACCUAUGGGCCCAACAUCUGUGACGGGAACUUCGACACCGUGGCCGUGCUCCGAGGGGAGAUGUUUGUCUUCAAGGAGCGCUGGUUCUGGAGGGUGAGAAAUAACCAAGUGAUGGAUGGAUACCCCAUGCCCAUCGGCCAGUUCUGGCGGGGCCUGCCUGCAUCCAUCAACACUGCCUACGAGAGGAAGGAUGGCAAGUUUGUCUUUUUCAAAGGAGAUAAGCACUGGGUGUUUGACGAAGCUUCCCUGGAGCCUGGCUACCCCAAGCACAUCAAGGAGCUGGGCCGAGGACUGCCUACUGACAAAAUUGAUGCCGCUCUCUUCUGGAUGCCCAAUGGAAAGACCUACUUCUUCCGGGGAAACAAGUACUACCGUUUCAACGAGGAGCUCAGGGCAGUGGACAGCGAGUACCCCAAAAACAUCAAGGUCUGGGAAGGGAUCCCCGAGUCUCCCAGAGGGUCAUUCAUGGGCAGCGAUGAAGUCUUCACGUACUUCUACAAGGGGAACAAAUACUGGAAAUUCAACAACCAGAAGCUGAAGGUAGAGCCAGGCUACCCCAAGUCAGCCCUGCGGGACUGGAUGGGCUGCCCCGCGUCGGGGGGCCGGCCGGACGAGGGAACCGAGGAGGAGACGGAAGUGAUCAUCAUCGAGGUGGACGAAGAGGGCAGCGGGGCGGUGAGCGCGGCCGCUGUGGCGCUGCCCGUGCUGCUGUUGCUCCUGGUGCUGGCGGCCGGCCUCGCCGUCUUCUUCUUCAGACGCCACGGGACCCCGAAACGACUGCUCUAUUGCCAGCGGUCCCUGCUGGACAAGGUCUGACCCCCACGGCCGCCCGCCCACUCCUCCCGCGAGGACUUUGCCUCUGAAGGCCAGUGGCAGCAGGUGGUGGUGGGUGGGCUGCUCCCGCCUGUCCCGGGCCCCCUCCCUUCCCGCCCCCCACCUCCCUUCUUUUCUGUCCCGUGACUGCCUCUGUCAACCUCAGCCCUGGCAUUGCUUCUUCCCUAGAUGGGUCCCCUGGGGGCUGAUCAGGGGCCGCCGUCUCCAGCCCCUGUCCCCCCAGGGGCCUCUGUAGCUUGGUGUGUGUCCAGCCCCACCUGAAUGUCUUGGCUCUGCACUUAAAGGCAGGACCCUCAGACCUCGCUGGCAAAGGUCAAAUGGGGUCAUCUGCUCCUUUUCCAUUCCCUGACGUAACUUUAACCUCUGAACUCUGACCUCAGGAGGCUCUGGGCACGCCAGCCCCGCAAGCCCCCAGGUGCGCCCCAUUGGCAACCUCCUACCACUCUUCCUGGCUUAAAGGAAUCUAAUCUUGUUGAGGGGGAGACCCUGAGAGAGAGUAGGAGGGGGGAAGGGCCGCGCAGCCAUCCUAAGACCUUGGGAGGAAAGCUCAGAGUCAGUCCUCUCCGCAAAGAUCUGCCUCUGCCCCACCUGGCCCCGAGAACUUCCCCAGGAGUCUGAGCCAUUAAGGGGCUGUGGAAACCCUUGACGGCCCUACCCCCACAAAUGUCAGCCUUGGCUGGGGAUGUCAGGGCUAGAGGAGCUGAGACUAGGGGCUGCAGCUACCGGGGUAGGGCAGGGCGUGUGGGGCCAAGGAGAGAGACUGUCUGGAGCCCUGGGGGUGAGCCUGAAGGCAACAGAAGAAUCUUGCUCAAAUGCAGGCAGCUGGGAUAGGGACCAAGGGGCAGAGCAGUCGGGGGGAUAGGACAGGACCAAAAGGCUAACCAGGGAGGUGCAGUGGGAGUGGAGGGCCAGGGGCCAGGCAGGCCAGGCCAGCAGGGACACCACAAGGUGGGCUGUGGUACCCAGGGGAGGGCAUGUUUUAUCGGAGCUCUGAGGAAGGGCCAGAGAACAGCACACCUGCCCCACUUCAGUGCCCUUCCUCCAACCAGAGUACGCGUAUGGGAAGGGUGGGGAGCCCAGAGAAAGGCAGAGAUGACA
Messenger RNA from Ailuropoda melanoleuca (giant panda), 2865 nucleotides. RefSeq names its product matrix metallopeptidase 14 (gene MMP14). The coding region runs from base 1 to 1749 and encodes 582 amino acids. The record is from RefSeq and is a predicted model, not a curated record. Gene Ontology annotation, molecular function: metalloendopeptidase activity; zinc ion binding. Gene Ontology annotation, cellular component: extracellular matrix; plasma membrane. The transcript is spliced from 10 exons. NCBI's taxonomy places the organism in Eukaryota, Metazoa, Chordata, Mammalia, Carnivora, Ursidae. Gene Ontology annotation, biological process: zymogen activation; extracellular matrix organization; collagen catabolic process.